AGUUUCGUGCCUGACAGCCGGCGCGCCCAGAAUGAAGUGUAAACAAGAAGACACGACGUGAUUAAAUGAGUGUGGACUUUAUCAUUUUUUUUAUCUAUUUUUAUCACCACAUUCAUUACAUUUUAAGAUGUGUAAUAUAGUAUAUUGUUGAAAAUUACUUGAACUCGCUACAGGUGAUUUAGCAUACUUUAUUAAAGAUGUGUGGGAAGAACAAUGUACCCCUUUGGGUACUCGGAAAUAUUGUUCUUUCUGUAGCCAUCGUUCUUGUAAAUAAGAUUGUUUAUGUUAGAACUAAAUUUCCUAACAUCACUCUGACUUUAAUUCAUUUCAUUGUAACAUUUUUUGGUAUACAUUUAUGUGAGAGUCUAAAUGUUUUCCAAGCAAAACGUUUGCCAGUAGUUCAAGUUUUACCUCUUGCUAUUUCAUUCUGUGGAUUUGUUGUGUUUACAAACCUCUCGUUAGGUUACAAUACUGUUGGAACGUAUCAAAUCUUAAAAACUUUGACAAUGCCCACCAUCAUGCUGAUUCAAACUUUCAUGUACGGGAGGACAUUUUCAUGGAAAAUAAAAUCCACUCUGAUACCAAUAUCAUUUGGAGUAAUCCUUAAUUCAACAUAUGAUAUUAAGUUCAAUCUAUUAGGUACAGUCUUUGCUUUGGUUGGAGUGAUAGUAACAUCAUUUUAUCAAGUGUGGGUUGGUGAAAAGCAAAAGGAAUUUCAAGUAAACUCAAUGCAACUGCUAUACUAUCAGGCUCCAUUAUCAGCAACACUUCUUUUAUUUUGCAUUCCUAUUGUGGAACCUCCUUGGGCAUUGGAUGGCUUUUUUUACAGAAGUUGGUCAUUAGGUGAUAUAUUUUUGGUUUUAUUAUCUGGAGUCAUUGCAUUUUUAGUCAAUGUUUCAAUAUAUUGGAUAAUUGGAAAUACCUCUGCUGUUACAUAUAAUGUCGUUGGUCAGCUAAAAUUUUGUUUAACAUUGCUUGGUGGAUAUCUUCUUUUUAUGGAGCCUGUGCUGCCCAUUCAGUUUUUGGGUAUUUUAAUCACUAUAUUUGGUGUGUCUUUGUAUGCCUAUUUUAAGCAUCAAGAUCAAAAAUCCUUGCCAUUUACUACUGAGAAAUAAGAAUGAAUUCAAGAUUGUGCUAUAUUAAAAAAGUAUCUUGGAAACAUUUUCAUUAUUUUUAGUUGAAAAUAGUUUUGUAUGAAAUAUAUGAGAUUUGUACAGUUAUUUAUUGCUUUUUUGUAUAUUCUCUACAAUUUUUUGUACAUUUUGAUUAAAUUUGUGAUAAAGUUUA
Molecule: messenger RNA, 1287 nt
Organism: Argiope bruennichi
Lineage: Eukaryota; Metazoa; Arthropoda; Arachnida; Araneae; Araneidae
Product: solute carrier family 35 member E3-like
Exons: 6
Coding region: 198-1115 (305 amino acids)
Cellular component (GO): Golgi apparatus
Molecular function (GO): antiporter activity; nucleotide-sugar transmembrane transporter activity
Source: RefSeq, a predicted model, not a curated record